UCGUGCGGCGGCCCAACGCCGAGUCCCUUCCGCCUCCGUCGCCGCAGCCGGACGAAAUGGCGUCUUCUUCGUGGCCAGCGUCCUCGCAACGGAUCAGCAUCGCCCGGUUCCGCCGCGAAGAAAAGGGACGACCCUAGCCUCCGCCGCAGUCAGCCGACCCACGGCACAAUCGGCGCCGUAGCUCGGCGUUCAACAGACCCAGCGUUCGGCGCGGCGGUAGUCGGGAGCGCCGAACGAGCGGACGUCGGUCGUUCGUCGUCUUCCGCACACACAAAUCCGGGAUGCAUCCCACGUCCGCUGCUUUCGGGUUCAAGUCGGAACGUCGGCGGUGGUUUCCGUGCUCGUCGUCGACCCCUGUGCGCCGUGGAUCUGACGCCGAGACCGCGACCCGCCCGCAGUGUCGACGCUGGUGCCGAGCCCGAUGGGACCUUGUCCAGCGUCGCUGCCGUCUCGUGUUCGACGGCCGCUAACCACGCCGCUGUUGUUGUUGUUGUUGUUGUUGUGCUGGUGGUGAGAAAGAGGGAGGGAUUGAGUGUUCCGCUCCUCCCCCCCUCCAUCGCCGCCAGCAUGCCCGUCAGGAGGGGUCAUGUGGCCCCGCACAACACCUUCAUAGACUCCAUCAUCCGCAAGUUCGACGGAAUGAACCGUCGAUUCCUGGUGGCCAACGCGCUGGUGGACUCCCUGCCCAUCAUCUACUGCAACGACGGCUUCUGCGAGCUGGUGGGCUGGACCCGAGCCGAGCUCAUGCAGCGCUCGUGCGUCUGUGAGUUUCUGCACGGGCCCCUGACGGACCCGGACGCCGUGGCCACCUUCAGGGACGCCCUGGCCUCCAUGGUCGAAAGGCAGACCGAGCUGCUCUACUACCGCAAGGACGGUACGUUUCGCUGGUCUGGAGACCAUUCCGCUCUUCACACACCCUAA
Ixodes scapularis (black-legged tick) is the source of this 921-nucleotide messenger RNA. RefSeq names its product potassium voltage-gated channel subfamily H member 2. The transcript is spliced from 2 exons. Gene Ontology annotation, cellular component: nucleus. Bases 568 to 921 code for a protein of 117 amino acids. The record is from RefSeq and is a predicted model, not a curated record. NCBI's taxonomy places the organism in Eukaryota, Metazoa, Arthropoda, Arachnida, Ixodida, Ixodidae.